AUGUUCCGACUCCUUGUCGCGCUGAUCCUUGCCGCCGUCUUGGCGGCGUCCACCGAUGCCCGUGCUAUCCACCCUCUCUUCCUCCCCUUCGGCGAAGGUGGCCGUCGCCUCAUCGGCAUCGACAGUUGCGACGAAUGCAUAGCCUUAUGUCAACAGGUGCACUACAGGACGCUGUGCAGAAGGCUAGCGACGCUGCCGGCGGUGACAACUCCGAAGCAGCUGCUGGACGUGGCCCUGCGGGUGUCGGCGGCGAAGGCGGCCAUGGCGGCGAUGCGGCUGGACGGGGCGAUCAGGUCAGGCGGUCGGGCCACGGGUAGGGCGAUGAUGUCGUCGCUGCAGACGUGCAGGGAGAGCUACGCAUCGCUGGUGGACUCGCUCAAAACCUCCCGGACCACGCUCAAGAACGGAGGCAGCCAUGACGAUCUCAUGUCGCUGCUUUCCGCCGCCGGCACCUACUCCACGGACUGCAAGGACGUCUUCGACGAACGGCCGGAGCUCAAGUCGCCGAUAUCCGGCGCGCAGCGCCACAUCACCCGCCUCGUCAGCAACUGCAUCGAACUGGCUGCCACCAUCAAGCAGCCCUGA
Messenger RNA from Lolium rigidum, 585 nucleotides. RefSeq lists its product as uncharacterized. Gene Ontology annotation, biological process: negative regulation of catalytic activity. Lineage: Eukaryota; Viridiplantae; Streptophyta; Magnoliopsida; Poales; Poaceae. The transcript has 2 exons. The record is from RefSeq and is a predicted model, not a curated record. Bases 1 to 585 code for a protein of 194 amino acids. Gene Ontology annotation, molecular function: enzyme inhibitor activity.